This is a messenger RNA of Chilo suppressalis (striped riceborer), 561 nucleotides long. Lineage: Eukaryota; Metazoa; Arthropoda; Insecta; Lepidoptera; Crambidae. The record is from the annotation of a GenBank genome assembly.
AUGGUUGAGUUCACCCCAUCGAGUAUGGAGAAGUUAGCGGAGCUGCUUAGGCCCCCAGAACCAGAAGUGUAUCAAGGAGAACAUUGGAAUGUAUCUAAUUACGAAAUCACAUCCUCGAGAGGAAAAAUGCCGACUGCUGAUAGCACACAGAAAACCCCUAAAAAUAUAGAGGAAUUUGAAGAACAACAAGACAAAGAAGCAGAGGAAUUGAGUCUCGUUGGCGGAGGAAUAGCAAACCGUAAAACUCCGAAAUACACAAUAAAUUAUCAACAGUCCGUGUCAGCAGAAGAUGUGUUUUUGCAGAUCGGCUCCAAAACUCCUUCAUCGGCCAGCUGCGAAAACUUGAUGAUUAGGAUUAAAAUGCCCGGCGACAAAAAGGAAAACGUCGACCUGUCUGUUGACAACACCAGUGUGACGGUGGACUCGUCGCAAUACCACCUGAAGUUGCCUCUACCGCACGCGAUCAACCCUGACACCUCUAAAGCCGCUUGGGACUCUGCCAACGAGACUCUAGUUUUGACUCUCAAGCUGGACAGGGAGUUUGAUUUCAUCAAUUUCUGA